Musca vetustissima is the source of this 1887-nucleotide messenger RNA. It is a transcript of the gene dyl, whose product is annotated as cuticlin-4. The coding region runs from base 1 to 1869 and encodes 622 amino acids. The transcript is spliced from 2 exons. NCBI's taxonomy places the organism in Eukaryota, Metazoa, Arthropoda, Insecta, Diptera, Muscidae. The record is from RefSeq and is a predicted model, not a curated record.
AUGGAAACAAUUCGAAGAGUCACCAGCAGCAGCAACAACAACAACACCACCAGCCAUUGCAAACACCCAGCCACCACCACCACUUACCAGCACACAAUAACAUUUAAAGAGUCAUCAUUGUCGUCAUCAGCCAGUGGUAUUAGAAAUGCUUACUGUGAGGGACCACAUGUGGAUUCAGCUUCCCUGCCACUUGAACACAGAUCUGUGUAUGGACCACCACCGCCCUCACCCGUUUAUGGAUCACCACAAACCGCAUUGGCUGCCAGUCCCAGCAAUGAUAUCUCUGACGAAGCCUGGCCAUUGGCAACGACGAACGAUAGUCCCCAAAUCAAACAUUUGCAGGUGCAAUGUGAAAAGACACACAUGCGCGUCAAUAUCGAAUUCGAUCGCCCCUUCUAUGGUAUGAUCUUCUCGAAGGGCUUCUACAGCGACCCUCACUGUGUUCACUUGAAACCCGGUACCGGCCACUUGAGUGCCACCUUUGAGAUUUUCCUCAAUAGUUGCGGUAUGACAAGUUCGGCUAAUCACAAUGCUGCCGGCUAUGGAGCACCUACACCAUCGGGUAGUUAUGUCGAGAACACAAUCAUUAUUCAAUACGACCCCUAUGUCCAAGAAGUUUGGGAUCAGGCCAGAAAAUUGCGUUGCACUUGGUAUGAUUUCUAUGAAAAGGCUGUCACUUUCCGACCAUUCCAGGUUGAUAUGUUGCAUGCUGUUACCGCCAACUUCUUGGGUGAUAAUCUCCAGUGCUGGAUGCAAAUUCAAGUUGGCAAAGGUCCCUGGGCUUCCGAAGUGUCGGGUAUUGUUAAAAUUGGUCAGACUAUGACCAUGGUGUUGGCCAUCAAGGAUGACGAAAACAAAUUCGAUAUGUUGGUACGCAACUGUGUGGCCCAUGAUGGCAAACGUGCCCCCAUCCAAUUGGUAGAUCAAAAUGGCUGUGUUGUCAGACCAAAGAUUAUGAGUAAAUUCCAGAAGAUCAAGAACUUUGGACCUUCGGCUUCGGUUGUCAGCUUCGCCUACUUCCAGGCCUUCAAAUUCCCCGACUCCAUGAAUGUCCACUUCCAAUGUGUCAUACAAGUGUGCCGCUACAAUUGCCCUGAACCUAAGUGUGGACCCAGUUUGGCCGGUGGUGAAUAUGGUGUGCCACAAAUCGGCGGCAAUGGUCUCUCAUCUGAAUACGGACCUCCUGAAGCUUAUGAACGUGGGGACUUUGGUCUCGGUGGUUUGCCCCCAGCAGCCUAUCCCGAUCCCAGACACCAAGCCAGCGAUUCAGCCGGUGCCUAUUCGGAAAAUCAACCAGAUGUUGUACCCUCACCCCAAGCCCAAACCGCCGGUAUUGCUGAAUCUGGACCAGCCAGCUCUCAGGCCCCUGCACAAAAUCCCAACGAUUUGCACAUGCCUCCUCCACCACUGCCCGGUCAACCAGGUCAAUACAAUACCGUUAAGCGCAAGGACGACAUGGAAGGUGGCAACUUGGUAUCUUUGGGAGGACGUCCUCGCUCAGUUGAAGGCCUUGAUGAUUUGCGUGGUGUCCGCAGACGCCGUGAUACCAUUGAUGUUGUCGUUAAGCCCAGAAUCUACAAACGUGAUGCCCAAGAAAUGACCGAUGUCAACACCAGCCGCAUUAUUCAAGUUGUUGCCCCCGGUGAUGUCAAUUUCGCGCUCAACAGCAACGCAAAUAACGAAACAGUGGUCAUACAAUCAGCCCGCAAUGCUGAUCCUGAAACCAUCUGUAUGUCCGUGCCCAGCUUUGUUGGCGGCCUUGUUAUGCUCUUGCUUGUUUUGGCUGUUGCCUCCCUAGUCGCUGCCUUCCUCUUUGUUCGCGUCCGACAUUUCGACCGCAAAGGAGCUCCCAUGGGUUAUCACAAUUAAUUUGUUAGCGGUAGUUAG